Truncatella angustata is the source of this 696-nucleotide messenger RNA. RefSeq lists its product as uncharacterized. NCBI's taxonomy places the organism in Eukaryota, Fungi, Ascomycota, Sordariomycetes, Amphisphaeriales, Sporocadaceae. The transcript is spliced from 3 exons. The record is from RefSeq and is a predicted model, not a curated record. The coding region runs from base 1 to 696 and encodes 231 amino acids.
AUGGGCGAAAGAGGCUUCCUCAUACCACCAUGGUACGUCAGUGAAAGCCCAGAUACAACCAUUAUGAUGAUAUGCAGCAUCAUAUGGGGCUUCUCUUUAUGCUGCGCGGCCUUCACCGCCACGAAAGCAGUGAAACAAUCGUGGCUUGGAUUCCAAAGAGGCAAGCCCGUGUCAGCCUAUACGAUCAUGAUUUGGGCGGAAUGGUCUGCAAGCGUUACGAUCUCGGUCAUCAGCUGGCUAUUCCUCAAAGGAACGUUAGCACCCAGUUUCGAACUGUUUUUCGUGAUCUUGUGCCUUUGGACCGUGCAAAUGCAGUGUAUAUUGCAAAUCAUUAUCAAUCGAGUCUCACUUGUCAUGGUCAACAGAUCCCUGGCUAAGAACCUACGACUAGGAGUUUUCCUAAUCGUGCUCGCAAUUAAUAUCAGCGUCUUUUGCAUUUGGAUUCCCGCACGUCUUCAAAUUAGCAACACAUAUGUACGCGCGAACGACAUAUGGGAUCGUACAGAAAAGGCUAUAUUCGCAAUGGUCGACGUCGCCUUGAACUGCUUCUUUAUUUGGACGGUACGGACAAAUCUGAUCAAUGCAGGGCUGGCAAAGUACAAACCACUGUACCAGUUCAACAUAUUGAUGGUCUGUGUCUCCGUAUCUUUGGAUGUAUGUUACGCCUCUGUUGUCUCCCUCGUUUUCCCAUGCUAA